Molecule: messenger RNA, 2026 nt
Organism: Helianthus annuus (common sunflower)
Lineage: Eukaryota; Viridiplantae; Streptophyta; Magnoliopsida; Asterales; Asteraceae
Product: zinc finger BED domain-containing protein RICESLEEPER 2-like
Exons: 2
Coding region: 31-2019 (662 amino acids)
Molecular function (GO): protein dimerization activity; DNA binding
Source: RefSeq, a predicted model, not a curated record
AUCAAAGUUGAUCUAGAAAAUGACAGCUCAAUGAAUAUGGAUGUGGAAGAUGAUGAAGUUCACUCUGUGGAGGUAGAUGAUACAAACGAUAGUGAUGAUAACAAAUCAGGAGUAAAGAGACAACGAAAGGAAAGAUCUAUUGUGUGGCAAUACUUCACUAAACUUAAAAAGAAAGCAGUCGGUGGAAAAGUUCCAAGCAAGUGCAACAAAUGUAAUCAUAUUAUCAUAUAUGAUAGCAAGCAAGGUACGGGGAAUCAUUCGAAACACAUAAAAUCUUGCUAUGGUUCUAGUUUUAAAGAUGUUGGUCAAAUGAUUUUAAAUAGUGACAUGAAAUUAAAGUCAUCUACGUUUUCUCAAAGUACGUUCCGCGAGAUGCUUGUAGCUGCUAUCGUUAUGCAUGAGUUACCUUUGUCAUUUGUUGAUUAUAAGGGGUUUAGAGAUUUAUUUAAGUAUCUGCAACCUGAUGUCAAUAUCAUCUCUAGAAAUACUGUAAAAUUUGAUUUACUGAAAAUGUAUAAGAGAGAAAAGGAAAAGGUCAAAGAAAUGCUUAUGGAAUCACCUGGGAGGUUAUGCCUAACUUCAGAUUUGUGGACGUCUAUUGCUACUGAUGGGUAUUUAGCAAUUACAGUUCACUUUAUGGAUAAAGAAUGGGUUUUGCAAAAAAGAGUUUUAUCGUUUUCUUUCAUGCCACCACCUCAUACCGGUGUUGCUUUGUGUGAAAAAGUGUUUUCUAUUUUAGUAGAGUGGGGCAUAGAAAAUAAAAUAUUUUCUAUGACAUUAGAUAAUGCUUCUUCUAAUGACACUUUCAUUGGGCUUUUAAGGGAACAACUAAAUAAAAAAUUACCACUUGUUUCUAGGGGUAAUUUUUUUCACUUGAGAUGUUGUGCACAUAUUUUGAAUUUGAUUGUGCAAGAUGGGUUGAAGCAAAUUGAUGAGUGUAUUUACAAAGUGAGAGAGAGUAUCAAGUAUGUUAAAGGGUCGCAACAAAGGAAGGAAAAGUUUAUAGAGUGUGUUCAGUUGCUUUCUUUGAAAAGGAAAAAGGGGUUAAGGCAAGACGUUGUUACUAGGUGGAAUUCUACCUUUUUAAUGCUUGAUAGUGCCCUUUUUUAUCGACGCGCCUUUUGCCAUUUAGAAUUGAGUGAUUCUAAUUAUAAGCAUUGUCCGAAUGCAUUAGAGUGGGAAAAGAUUGGAAAGAUGUGUUCUUUUCUUGGAGUGUUUUAUGGUAUCACAAAUGUUUUUUCGGGUACAAAAUAUCCAACUGCAAACUUGUAUUACCCACAUGUUUUUAUGGCUUACUUGACUUUGAAAGAGGGUAUGGGUUCAGAAGACGAGUAUAUGAGAAACAUGGCUGACUUGAUGAUGACAAAGUUUCAGAAAUAUUGGUCUGAUUUUAGUCUUACUUUAGCCAUAGCUGUGGUGUUGGAUCCUAGAUACAAAUUGCACUUUAUCGAGUGGAGUUAUUCACAAGUUUAUGGGCGUGAUAGCAAGGAAUAUGAAUAUGUUGAUGAGGUUUUGCACUCUACUUUUCAUGAAUAUGUCGAGUUAAAUAUGGAUGGUAGUUCUUCUACAACUUCAAAUGUCGCAAGUACUUCAGAUGCUAGCAAAGGGGUUGACGAAACGGGAGAUGAUGAUUCAACAAGUGUCUUUGGAGUUAGAGCUAGACUUAAGGAUUUUGAUCAGUUUCAAAGUAAAGAUUUUCUAGCUAACAAAAAAUCAGAAUUGCAAUUGUAUUUGGAUGAGUCAAGAGUUGAUAGGAACUCGAACUUAGAUGUUUUGACAUUUUGGAAAGCCAAUGAGUUUAGAUAUCCCACACUUGCAAGGAUGGCAAGAGACUUUUUGACAAUUCCGGUUUCUACCGUCGCAUCGGAGUCCACAUUUAGUGCAAGUGGAAGAGUUCUUAAUGAGCAUCGAAGCUCACUUGGUAAAGAUACCGUUGAGGCUCUAAUAUGCACAAAGGAUUGGUUAUAUGGAGAUUAUUGUAAUGUCCCUUUUUCCUUGAGUUUUGUAAGGUUUUUAUAACAUAAUA